Molecule: messenger RNA, 1164 nt
Organism: Zingiber officinale
Lineage: Eukaryota; Viridiplantae; Streptophyta; Magnoliopsida; Zingiberales; Zingiberaceae
Product: Golgi SNAP receptor complex member 1-2-like
Exons: 8
Coding region: 1-705 (234 amino acids)
Biological process (GO): vesicle fusion; endoplasmic reticulum to Golgi vesicle-mediated transport
Cellular component (GO): cis-Golgi network; SNARE complex; Golgi membrane
Molecular function (GO): SNAP receptor activity
Source: RefSeq, a predicted model, not a curated record
AUGGCAAAGUGUUUGCUGAUAUACGUCUUGCCAAUUAGACAUUUACAAGUUUCACUUUACGGAAUUAUAUUGCUGCUGGACCAUUUUCUUUUUCAGCAGGACCAUUUUCUUAGUAAAAGUAAUGGAGACAAUGGAUCACCCACUAUAGGAUCAAACAGAUCAUGGAAGUCCAUGGAGAUGGAAAUUGGAUCCUUACUAGAGAAGUUAUUGGAUGUCAAUGAUGCCAUGAGUCGAUGUGCUGCAUCAACAGCUGCUACAACUUCGAUAAAUCAAAAACUUGCAAGACAUAGAGACAUACUUCAUGAAUUCACACAGGAAUUUAGAAGAACCAAAGGGAACUUGAACUCUAUGAGGGAGCAUGCUGAGCUCCUUAACUCUGUCAGAGAUGAUAUCACCGAAUCCAAGGGAUCAGGUGGAAUGUCACCUAGGGUAAGUUUGCUGAGGGAGAGAGCAGCAAUUCACGGAAACAUCAGUGAUAUUGAGGAGUUGAUAAGUCAAGCACAAGCAACAAGAUCAGUUUUGGGGUCUCAAGGAGCUUUAUAUUUUGAUGUCCAGGGAAAAGUGAAGCAGCUCGGUGAUAAAUUUCCUGUUAUUCGUGGCGUACUUGGUGCCAUCAGGAGGAAGCGAUCGAAGGAUUCUCUAAUCCUUUCCGCAGUCAUUGCAGUCUGCAUAGUGUUCAUAAUUAUUUACUGGCUUUCGAAGUGAUCAUCGGCAAAUUGGUUUUACACCCAAUGGGCUAUCAAAAGUAUGCAUUUGAUGAAUCAUCCACACUCCAUCCAUUUCUCAGAUAUCAUGUAAGUUUUGUUUAUAGAGCAUGAUCGUGAUCUCUCUCAUAGGCAGUCCAUUCCCUUAUUUUACUUGAGUGGAGUAACUUAAGACCAGUGGAAAGGAUGAAGGAAUACCACGGCUGCCAUGACCGUGACCAUUCUUUUUGUCUUUUGCACUUCUUCCACCAGGUAAACAACAGCCCAGAAGAAUUAUCUUCAUCUCCUCUUCUAGCUCCUCCUCCCUCUAUCUCCAUCUAAAUUUUUACAUCUUUCAUAUUUCUUUCUGUCCUAUUCCUUUUAUUAUAUUCUUACAAACUUUCUAUCUUUAAAGUUUCUAGAGUUUUCACUGUUUCCUUAUGUUUAUAAUAAUGUUUCAUUUCUUAUAGUUUAUAACGUU